Messenger RNA from Bactrocera oleae (olive fruit fly), 3479 nucleotides. The record is from RefSeq and is a predicted model, not a curated record. Lineage: Eukaryota; Metazoa; Arthropoda; Insecta; Diptera; Tephritidae.
AGUUUGUGCUCAUCCGUCGGAGUGUUUUGGUGUUCGGUGAUGACGCGAACGCAUCAACGCAACGCGCGUGUUACAUUCGAUAUAGCCUCUACAGCGACAGCUGCGUGUCAACGUUAGUGCGUGCGGCAUCAGCAGUUAAAGUGUCGCCCGAAAAUAGUAAAGUUUUAAUAAUUAUAAUGUUAGCAAUUGCAAUUGAUAUUGACGUUGUGUUUUAGUGAACGACACGCAUGUGUUUCUUGAGUAGACGACGCUAAAUUGUUUGAAAAAAAGUUAAUUUGUUGCAAGUGCAGCAUUAAGUGUGCGUAGAUUGAAGGCUAUAAGUGCAAGAGAAUUAUAUGUUAAUACCAAAUACAUUCAUACGAAUGAUGAAUAUAUAGCAAAUUUUUGGAAACCAAAGAGAAGUGCGGCAGAAAACGGCAGAUAUUGUCAUAUUGGAGUGUCAUAUCAAGUAAAAAUAAGUUAAAAUAUAUACAUUCAUAUCUGCAAAGUUUGCAAAAGCAAAAACCAAAAACAAAAAAAAAAAGCCGAGUUAACUUCAAUUAGAAUAUGCUAGCAUCUUAAGCCACACGUGUGCCGUGUCUACGAAAUUCCUGGGGUGUCUGUUGCGGAAAGUUCAUAAACGUGUUUAAACGAGCUUAGGUACCAGCUUUGAUCGUGGAAAUAACAAAGAAAUUCAAAAGAUUUGCAACAAAACUACUAAAUGCCAUAAGAAAUAAUUAUCGUGAAGAGUGAAAACAAAACUACCCUUACGUCUCGAUAAAGUUGAGUAAGUCUACGCUAGCUCGUGGUGACUGCUACGCGCUUUAUCGCACUUUUUGUCACUCCAUCCGAGAGACUAUUGGUCUUGAGCUCAUCGAGUCUGCUGUGUUGUGGCUGGAUUCAUUACUGUGGCCAGUGGAAAAAACUGUCAUCAAAGUGUAAUGAUAAUGUUAACAAUGUGGAAAAUUUUUAUUGCGUUCACAUUGGUGACGUUGCGCGCGACAUUUGUGGCAGCACGCUUGCAUUCGUCCAACAGUUUGAUGUUGCAUGCAGCCGGAGGUGGCGGUGGUAGCGGUGGCAUUGGCGGCCUGACUGGCGGCUCGUUAACCAACAAAGAUGCGCAUGUGAAAACAAAAGACAUCGAUGCCGUGGAAGGCAAAUCCGUCUCCCUGCCAUGUCCGAUCAGUGCACCGCUGAGUGACGUUUACAUGGUCUUAUGGUUCCGCGAUAAUGCUGGUAUACCCUUAUAUAGCUUUGAUGUACGCGAUAAAGUGAAUAACGACCAACCGCGGCAUUGGUCAGCGCCGGAGGUGUUCGGUUCUCGUGCCAAAUUUCACUUCGAUUCACAGCCGGCAACAUUGGAAAUUAAGGAUAUCAAGCGACACGACCAAGGUGUUUACCGCUGCCGCAUCGACUUUCGUACAAGUCAAACGCAGAGCUUCCGCUUCAAUCUCACCGUAAUAAUACUUCCCGAACAGCCAAUUAUAUUGGAUCGCUGGGGGCGACAGCUGAACGGCACGCUACUCGGACCGAAGCAAGAAGGUGAUGAUAUUGUUAUCACGUGUCGUGUGGUGGGAGGUCGCCCUCAACCCCAAGUACGAUGGCUCGUAAAUGGACUACUUGUCGACAAUCAAUACGAACACAAUUCCGGCGAUGUUAUCGAGAAUAGGCUACUUUGGCCAUCGGUUCAACGGACUGAUUUAAAUUCCGUUUUUACUUGUCAAGCAUUGAAUACACAAUUAGAUAAGCCUAAGGAGAAAAGCUUUUUGCUUGAUAUGCAUUUGAAACCGCUGACGGUGAAAAUAAUUGAGCCACCCAAUUCGAUGGUGGCGGAUCGUCGCUACGAAGUCAUAUGUGAAUCAACCGGCUCACGUCCGAAUGCCAUCAUCACCUGGUACAAGGGGAAGCGGCAAUUGCGGCGCACAAAGGAUGAUAUCUCCAAGAAUGUUACACGCUCUGAGCUAAGUUUUGUGCCCACCACAGAUGAUGAUGGCAAAUCAAUAACUUGUCGUGCUGAGAAUCCAAAUGUGAAUGGCCUCUAUCUGGAGACAAUGUGGAAGUUGAAUGUCGUAUAUCCGCCUUUGGUAACGCUGCGACUUGGUUCUACUCUCACACCUGAUGAUAUUAAAGAAGGAGACGACGUAUAUUUUGAGUGUCACGUACAAUCGAAUCCUCAAUGGCGGAAGCUCUUGUGGUUGCAUAAUAACAUUCACCUCGAGCACAACACUUCCGCUCGCGUCAUACGCUCCAAUCAGAGUUUGGUACUGCAGAAAAUCACCAAACACUACGCAGGAAAUUAUGCUUGCAGCGCCAUCAACGACGAGGGUGAAACUGUCAGCAACCAACUACCGCUGCGUGUAAAAUACACACCUGUUUGCAAGCAUUUGGAUCGUGUCAUACUAAUUGGCGCCUCAAAGGAUGAAACUGUCGAAGUCACGUGUGAAAUACAAGCCGAUCCGCCCCCCAGAACUUUUCGUUGGAAGUUCAAUAAUUCGGGUGAAACAUUAGAUGUGGGCAGUGAACGCUUUAGCGUAAAUGACAGCAGAAGUGUGCUCAAGUACACACCGAUAUCUGAUCAGGAUUACGGCACUCUAUCCUGUUGGGCUUCCAAUGAAGUUGGUACGCAAAAUCAGCCGUGUCUCUUCCAAGUCGUGCUAGCUGCUCUCCCCAAUGGUGUUUCGAAUUGCUCCAUCGUUAAUCGCACGGAUGUCAGUGUCGACAUUCAAUGCAUUCCCGGCUAUGAUGGUGGAUUGCCACAGAUUUUCGUACUCGAGAUGUUCUCUGCACGCACAGGACUAACAAGAUUUAAUUUGACAAAUGUUGAGGAGCCACAGUUUUCUCUGGAAAAUCUCGAUACAUUGACAUCAAUGAUGACACAGGAAAACAACUCAUUGAAAUUGCGCAUUUAUGCUUACAAUCAAAAGGGCCGUAGUCCUUUGUAUCUGCUGUCGGAUUUCAUUAUUGGCUCGUCAGCGUACAAAUCAGAUGAAGUAUCCAUUACGCUUUCGCCGGUGCUGGUUGGCAGUGGUCUUACCGUUGUCAUCAUUAGUUUGGCCAUCAUUGUGCGCAUAUUCAUUGUAACAUUUUUGCAUAAUUUGCGACGCAAUCAGCAGCACAGCACCAAACCCAUAGUGACCGGUGUGGCAGCGCAGGCGGGCGAUGUCCUGAAGUGCGGUGGCAUGGAAAAACCGCGUUGGCAGCAUACGGACAUUAAAACUAAAUCAUCCGAAGAUCUGGUAGAAGAUGAACGAGAUCCGGAUGUUAUACCAUCCCAAUACGUUACGGCUGGCAAUAGUAGUGGCGUCAUUGGUGGUAGUGGCAGCAACGUAGGAAGCGGCAACGACAGUAGUAACAGCGGUGAUGGCGGCGGCGGCAGCGGAAGUGGCAACGCUGGUAGUUCUGAGCUACACUUUACACCAAUAGCAGCCACAAAGUGGUCACCAAAUUCCAAAGCUGUCACACUAGGUGUGCCUAUUAAGAAGACAAUUGUGUUCAUGUGA